GACACUGUGUGUGAGUGUGUGUUGUGUGCAGUGAACUACAUAUGAGUUAACCAUUUGAUUGCCAUUUGAUUACUAUAUCUGUGAACACAUUGUUGUCAUCGAUAUCACGGUUACACUCAUUACCAGACAUCGCAAGUAAUACCCAUUCAGGCAGUCAUUCAAACACACGUAACACCACUACUCGUGAGGGACACCACUGCCAUCGCCUCCCAUAUAUCGGCCACCACUUCAUUGGCGGUGACACCGAUCCGCAGAUACCAUUGUCUUCGCCACUCAAUUGUGUCACCAAUUCGUUGCCAUUCAAUGAUUAUUAUCUCGUAAUUGGUUUGAAUGAAUGGUUUGAUUGCGGAGUCAAACGAGUCAUACAAACCAUUGCAUCAAAAGCCGGCUUUUGGUGACAAACGAGCCAUCGAUCCAUUGAACGCUCGCUUUCUGGUGGACACACAUCUGAUCCGUUGGUCGCACUCAAGAUGACGGUCGUUAUGUCGAAGAUGCGGCAGAUGUCUGAGUCGGUGGGCGUUCCCAACCACUACCUAACGCGCGGCAUAUCCUACGCCAUCUUCGCGGCCUACUUCGCGCGCAUCGGUUACCCAUACGUGAAGAAUGCCAUUUCAAACGUGUCAUCGCAGGUGAGGUCAGCGCAGGACAAGAUCUCGACCACCAGUCCCGAGAAGCAGCCAUCGGCGGGCGACGCGCCCCCUCCGGACGUGUUGGUGUCGGGUCUGCGCCGGCAGUCGUCGUCCGGCGCCGCGAGGGGUCACAAGAAGAAGGACUCGUACUCCAACUUCGGCCCAAAUCGGGACAACUUCUUCGGCCAAUUCGAGGAGUUUGCGAUCAGAAUGUUGUAUAAGUUUCAGACCAUAACCGGCAUUAACGUGACAUUCAUUGUGCAACUCAUUAAACUGAUCCGCAUAAUGGUGCCCGGCUUGCGCACCGUGGAGGUGUCCCUUCUCAUACUCCAUACCGUGUCGCUCGUGUCGCGCACCUUCCUGUCCAUAUACGUGGCCAACCUGGAGGGCCACGUAGUGAAGUACAUCGUGCGCCGGGAUGUCGUCAACUUCGGUUGGAUGCUCUCGAAGUGGCUUCUGGUGGCACUUCCGGCCACUUUCGUCAACUCGUUGAUCCGUUUCCUGGAGAGCCAGUUGUCGCUGGCGUUCCGCACCCGACUCGUGCGGUACGCCUACGAGCUGUACUUCAAGAACGAGACCUAUUACGCGGUGUCCAACCUGGACGGCCGCCUCGAGAACGCCGACCACUCGCUCACCGACGACAUCACCUCAUUCUCGCAACACUGCGCGCACCUGUACUCGCACGUGACGAAGCCCUUGCUGGACAUCUGUGUCAUAUCGUUCACGCUGUUCCGUAUGGCCCACAAUAUGGGCGCUCAGGGCAUGCCGGGCCCUAUGAUGGCGUCGGUGGUCGUGCUGUUCACGCACGGCAUGUUGCGGUGGGCGUCGCCCAAGUUUGGCAAACUGGUGGCCGAGGAGGCCCGCCGUAAGGGGUACUUGAGAUUCAUUCACUCGCGAGUCAUAGCCAACGCCGAAGAGAUCGCUUUCUAUGGCGGCCACCAAAUCGAGAUGAAUAUACUCCAGAGAGCGUACAAAGAGUUGGCGCGACAGAUGAAUGUCAUCUUCAAUAAGCGCUUGUGGUAUAUAAUGCUCGAGCAGUUCCUCAUGAAGUACGUGUGGAGCGCCACGGGAAUGGUGAUCAUUGCCGUGCCGGUGAUGACCGGCAUGAAUGUGUCCAAAAUGGUGGCGUCCGAUGAUAGCGACCAGCCUAUAGAUGAUGUCAGCGAACGGACGCAGUAUAUGACGACCGCUAAGAAUAUACUGAUUGCCGGCGCCGAUGCUCUCGAGAGACUGUUGUCGUCCUAUAAAGAGGUGACAGAGUUGGCCGGAUAUACGGGUCGUGUGGCGAAGAUGUUGACCGUCUUUGAAGAGGUCAGCGAAGGAAAGUUCAAACGAACGGUCGCUAAGUCUUCAAACAAACUCAAGAAAUCUAAUCAAUCGUUACUUUCGUUCAGCGAUGGAAUGCCUGAUAUUAAAGGUCAAGUGACUGAAGUGUGUGGUUAUAUACGCUUAGAGGACGUGCCUAUUAUUACUCCAAAUUGUGAUAUAGUCGUUCCCAGUCUAUCGUUUACGAUGACAACAGACAUGCAUUUGUUGAUCACCGGACCCAACGGUUGCGGAAAGAGCUCACUGUUCCGCAUACUGGCCGGUCUGUGGCCCACAUUUGGCGGCAAACUAGAGCGGCCGGAGUCGAAGCAAAUGUUUUACAUACCGCAGCGGCCGUACAUGUCGUUGGGCACCCUCCGGGACCAAGUCAUAUACCCCGACGACUGGGAGACUAUGCAAAGCAAGGGCGUGACGGACGAGGACCUCGUGGAGAUACUGACUCAGGUGCACCUCAAACACAUUGUCAUACGCGAGGGCGGGUGGGACGGUAAGGGCGACUGGAAGGACAUCCUCAGCGGCGGCGAGAAGCAGCGCAUGGGAAUGGCCCGCCUUUUCUAUCAUAGACCUGAGUUCGCGCUGUUGGACGAGUGCACGAGCGCCGUGUCCAUCGACGUCGAGAGCCAAGUGUACCAAACGGCCAAAGAUAUGGGCAUAUCGUUGAUCACUAUCACACACCGGCCCUCGUUGUGGAAAUUUCACACCCAUCUGUUGCAGUUCGAUGGGGAGGGCGGGUGGCGUCUGGAGCCACUCGACACGUCCACCCGAUUGACGCUGCGCGAGGAGAAGGAGAAGUUGGAGUCAUCGCUGGGAGGAGUGCCUAAAAUGCAGAACCGUUUGCAGGAGUUGUGCUCCAUAUUAGGCGAAGACAGUGUCCUAUUGUUGCCCAAACACGACGACGACUAUCAGUCGAUUAACUCCAGUUCCCAGAAGUCGGACGAGUCGGCCGACCUGUCCGACACCAGUCACGUCAGCUCUGACUAAACAGCAAUACCUAUCAUCCGAUGGAUUAAACUAAUCAUUCAUUUUGUAUUUCAUUAUUAUUUAUGUUAUUUUGAGCACAAAUUUUAUUUCGCAAAACAAUAG
Messenger RNA from Oppiella nova, 3038 nucleotides. Lineage: Eukaryota; Metazoa; Arthropoda; Arachnida; Sarcoptiformes; Oppiidae. The record is from the annotation of a GenBank genome assembly.